AUGAUUUGUUUUUAUUAUUUAAGUUUUUCUCUGCUCUCCGCAGUUUUGGUGAAUAGUGCUUUAAUUCCCAAUAAUAGAGUUAUUGUCAAUAAUGAUUCUGACGAUUAUACUUUGGUAGAGGGAGUUACUUAUAAUAUUGUACAUUUGAGGUCCCAUAUGAAUUUAAAUGACGACGGAAAUUAUGAUAUAUACGCCAAAAAAUCACCUUCAUAUUGGUCCAUGCGGAAAGUUUACGGUAGUGUGUAUAACAUCGUUGAAUUGAUUUCUGGCAGGUAUUUAGACAGCAAUUCUGACAAAGUUUAUACCAGUACACCGGAAGAAAAUAACCCUUAUCAACAUUGGGAAUUUACAAAGGUUGAGAAUAAUACGUAUAAUGUUGAGCAUUUGAUGUCUCAAUAUCGGAAUUUAGAUAGCAAUGGUAAUUCGGUAUAUAUUGGAGCAAGUAACGACGAGAAUAAUCCUUUUCAACGCUGGUCAUUUGAACCUGCAAAUUAUAAAUUGAACGCAUUAGUGACAGAAUUUGCAUACCCUUCAGAUUUAAAGGAUAAACUAGAUCAAUAUAAAAAACGUACCAAACUUUUACUUAGUAAUAUUACAAUCAAGAACCCAACAAAUGCAACGAUAACAACAACCAUUGAAAGGACCGAAAAGAAAGUGAAUAGUUAUGCUCUGGAGAUUAAAAAGUCGGAAUUCUUAG
Molecule: messenger RNA, 697 nt
Organism: Funneliformis geosporum
Lineage: Eukaryota; Fungi; Glomeromycota; Glomeromycetes; Glomerales; Glomeraceae
Source: the annotation of a GenBank genome assembly